CCCUUAAGAGGGAGGAAAACAGAGACCAAGCGACCUCGGUUAUUCCGUCGCCCGUCCGUCUUCUUUCAUGGCCGCCGCAGCGACCUGCCUCAGGACCGUAUUCCGGUCCUCAUCUUUCCGUAACGCCGCAGUAAAAAUCGCUGCGGAUGCCAAAGCCUCUCGCUCUCCUUUUCCUCGCCUCUCCAAACAAAAACCUAAGCCUUCUCGCCUCACCAGGUCUCCCAUGGCGAUGAGUUGCUGCGUGGAGUCGCUGCUGCCGCUGCACAGCGCCAAUGCUUUGGCAAUCCUCAAUUCAAUGCUUGCAGUUUAUCGCCGCAAUUACUGGCUCUACGAAGGCCAAGAUGAAACUAGAUGAUGAUCAAGCACACAAACAUGGAAUAACUUGCUGUUUCUCUUUUCCUUUUGCUUGUCAAGCUCCGAGGAAUUAGUGAAUGGUUUUAUUUUUUUAUCAAUAGAUUAGGUGAGAAGGCAACUGUUUUAAUAUAAUGAGGAAUGAUAGAUGUUUUGACGUAUGUUGAAAAAAUGAAGAGAAUGGUGAACAGUUGUUGAAAUGUUUAUGAAGCAGUUCCCGUUGCUUAAUCAUGCA
Messenger RNA from Magnolia sinica, 586 nucleotides. Its product is annotated as protein NUCLEAR FUSION DEFECTIVE 6, mitochondrial-like. NCBI's taxonomy places the organism in Eukaryota, Viridiplantae, Streptophyta, Magnoliopsida, Magnoliales, Magnoliaceae. The coding region runs from base 68 to 355 and encodes 95 amino acids. Gene Ontology annotation, cellular component: mitochondrion. The transcript has 3 exons. The record is from RefSeq and is a predicted model, not a curated record.